Messenger RNA from Amoebophrya sp. A25, 6178 nucleotides. The record is from the annotation of a GenBank genome assembly. NCBI's taxonomy places the organism in Eukaryota, Dinophyceae, Syndiniales, Amoebophryaceae.
AUUUAACGCAUACCGAUAACAUGGACGGAACAAAAGACAGAGAGACAAGACGGGUACUAUCCAUGAUUAAAUGAGUGAUAAUGCAUGACUCGGGAGGUACUAGUAGCAGACCUAGUUGUAGUCGUCCCGGAAAGAAAGAUGUUGUUAUAUGUAAUAUAUAAUUUAUAUGAAUAUAUAUCCAUUUGAGGGGGCGAGGGGUACGACCUGGACGAGUAGAAGACCUAGAAGUUGUGCCGGUUGAAAGAAUUGAUACUGUCUUGUUGCAUGAAAGCUACUCAUUUGAACAUAACAAGACGAGAGCGUCCUCAGUCCUCUCAGAGUACACCACGCUUACCACCUUAUAUCGUGAUAGGAUCCUCAGAAGUCUUCUCAGACACGUAUCUCACGCUUACCACGUUAUUGCAUCAUUAUGAUCUAUUGUCGCCUCGUGUCUUGAUUUCGAUCAUGAUCACACUCAGACUCUGUCUCUACGGGUUCUAUGAGCAGUACUAUCAGGGGCAUGCGCGUGACAUCUUGAUGGCUAUCAUAGAUACUACUGACAAGGCUAUGCUAGCUUUGUCCUUAUCAAGGUGAAAAAAAUCUAGUCCCUUCACAUUAUGAACUAUAAUUAUCGUUAUGAUCUAUAAUGUUCGCCACCUCAUCAACAUCUUGAAGAUUCACCAAAUCAACUACACAGUUAGUUUUAGUAUGUGCAUUACUGCUUCUUGAGACUUAUGCCUAUGCUUCCGUCACGACUUAGGAGACACUUCGCUAGAGCCAGUAUGUGAUGCGGCUCCUUUUUAGGUAGUUCGGCUUUAAUUUUGACUAUAACACGGAGCGAACGCAUGACACGAAAACAAGAGCCGCAGGUCGUCUUUCUAGUGCUUCUACCCUUCUACUUAUAGUUCAAACUUCAUCAAAAUGAAACGCCAGGUCUUCGUGCCCGAGGUUCAGUAUAGCUACGUGCAUAUUGUGAGCAUUUCAUUAUGACGAGAGGGUGCUCAUAUCACGGAUCUGAACUACAGCACUUGCAAUGCCAACUAGUACUUGUUACUCCUACCUUCUACCCCUAGAUGCAGUAGAUCAUUUAUGUGAAGAGACAAGCCUACCCUCUAUCUCUCCACUUCACCAUCUGAUUUCAUUUUUAGCGUUGCUUCGAUCUAGAGUCAGAGUCUCCACAAUGAAUAUUAUUUCGCUAGUCCUCGUCCUCUAAUUUGGCCUCAUAUCACGAACAACUGGUUCGGGUGGGCCGCGUCAGCCUGUGCCUGCUUAGCAAUGAAAAAAGACGGUAGUGGCACAGUACAGUGGAAGCAGCUUGGCGCUAUCAAAUUACGAGCGCAAUUGUCUAUGUUGUACUUUGCAUAUCCUAGGACAACUAGGAUUGUACUAUAUUGAAUUCCCGUACUUCUAGCCAUUUUGGUUCAAGGGAUCUAGCAACCCUUUCUUGUUUUUUUAUUGUUGUUUCUUGUUCCUAGUUUGCUUCUGCUUGCUUGUUGUACUUACGGACUGAUGCUUGGAUUCUUUCUGACACACACACACACACACGCGUAAAGAAACAUAACAACAACACAUACAGUCGUCGUAGCGGUCUUGUAAAGUGUAGUUCCCUAUUUGGCUGAACUGGCGUAAAGACUACAAAUAGAAUUGUGAGUUAUUGAAGAGAAAACAGGAAAGAAAGGUAAGACGCGCUUAAAUAGAACCAAGAAAAGAAAGGUGACAGACUGAUCCCUGGCUAGGUCGGACACACUUGUGAUUGCGGUCUGACACGCAAUUACAGGUUACUGGUUAUUAGCAAACUUCGAGGAGCUGGCGGCAAGCAUCUAGAAGGAGGAACGCCUUGACUCCCGCGGUGCCCUUGGUCCCAGCGGUGGAGCAGCGUUUAGAGGAUGCCCAAGUUGAAGAGUGACAUGGGCGCGGGGCGACGCCCCCCCCCCUAGCGGGGGGGGCGGGCGCCCUGGACCCCUUUUUGAGGCGUCUGCCGGGGGAGGAAGGCCUCAAAAGGGGGCCAAGGGGCCACCCCCGGUCCCUUCCAGGAGCUUUGUGCCCCCUGGAGGCCUGGGAAGUAGGUGGAAGGCCUCAAGGGGGGGCCAAGGGGCUCGCUGCCUCCUUUUCGUGUGCAUGUACCCUACAGACUGGAAGGGUUAGAGGGCUCGAGGUGCCUACCUGUGCCCUCAGUGCGUCCGCUAGGCUUCGCUGCCGCAGCAGUGCACCGGAAGGCCUCCGAAGACGGCAAAAGGCGAGGGGCUGGACCCCCUGAGCCGUGCCGCCUGUACCCUCCGGGCCCUUGGUCAUCGGCUUGCUUGCUCUUGCGACUGUGGCCCUUAGGAACACGCCGAGAGGCCCAAGGGGAGGCCCGCGCCAAGUUUUGACGCCUUCCACCACUAGAAUCUGCGAAAAAUCCGCGCGGAAAAGCGCGCGGGCGGGCCACCACAGACCAGACCACAGGGGCGGCCGUUCGGCCCUGAGUCAUAUGUGGGGGGAGAAAGGUCUUCAGAAAUUAUACCACCCCGGACAAGUUCGCCGCUAGCAGAAAACACGGCGGUCAAUCCUCCCGUGCGGUCUCCGAAGCACGUCUCGUGGUGGAGAAGGUCGCCGAAAGGCAUGCGGGUGCGCGCGCAGCGAGGCGCUGAGACCAUCGAGCGCUCGUUGGCCGUGCCCGGCAGCGGUAAGAUUAAUUGGCAGGACUCCCACGAUGCUCAAUGAAGAUUCCAGCCCCUGGAGAGGUACGGGACCACCAUGAAGGAAUGCCAGCGGUUCCGCAGAGAACUGCGGUCGCUAGGGCACACUGCGCGUGGGUGGGCGAGGUGGAAGGCUGCAGGCAUGGGCGAGGUCACGUCGCUCGAGAAGUUCUGUGCAACACAGGUCCCGCGUGAUACCGGUACCACCAUGAAGGGACCAGUGGCACGCGCAACACAGGUCCCGCGUGAUACCGGUGCGGAACGUUGAGGGCCGAAGAGACUAGGCGACAGCGUCGAAGGAGAAGAAGCUGUUGGCCUGUGCUGCGGCCAUGGUUCCCGGUGUUGAACAGAUGGAGGAGAAGGCCGAGGCCUUGAAGGCGUGCGUUACUUAGCAGGUUCGAGGUCAACAACAUGCAGAAGGUGACGUCGGUCAGUGCUGCGGCCUGGGAUCUGGCGGUCGCGAAGCGCGGCGAUCAGAAGGAGAGGAAGAAGAAGAAGAAAACCAGCAAAAGAAAAAGUCAUAGCACUCACGAGAAGGGAGGCGGCGAUGUUUGGGAGUUUAUCUGACUUGCAUGCUAAAAGGCGCGCAAAUCAUGUGCGAUCAUGAUACGCCCACGGCGUAGUCAUCACAAGCAGCUAACCCAACUCGCAUGGCCGCUUCCUGCGAGAGUGUGCUGGCUCGUCUGUCUCUCUUGCAUUAAGGCCCCAGGCUGUGUCCUAUCUUAAGGCGCUUGGGGCGAUUCAUGGCGCAGUGGUGGAGAAGUGUGCGAAUUGGAGACUGCCGACCCUUGCCGACCAAAAUGUCACAAAAAUAAAUCAAGGAGAGAAUGCGAGAUGUGUUUCGGUCACGGAGAGGAGAGGAAAGAUCCACGCGGACAUCGGUCACUCGGCAACGACUUUACUCAGGUGGGCCGCCUGCCUCGGUGCUCGUUGUAGACUUGAUACAGGUCACCUAUCAUCCUCGGAGUCGAGCAGGUGCCGGUGGGGCUCGAUGUGCAGGAUCCAUAACCUAGCCUAACCAGUACUCCUAGGACAACGACAGUUCCUGGGGCGACCAUCGCCACUAGGUGGAGCAAGUCUAUUAUUUCUUAGGCUAUGUAUGAAAUAUGUGUAUCCUCUCCUAGUAGUUCGAAGUCUUCACUGCUCUAGACAUGAAGUACUACCACGUCUUAGACUUGUGCGUCCCAUCAGGAUUUUUUCAGGAAGAACUAUUUCGUGUUGCCGAUGGAAACAGCUGUCAAAGCAUAACUUCUGCCGAUCUGGUGCUCAAUGCGCAGGGCUGAGGCGGGGACCCCCCUAGAAAAUCAAAGCCUAAAUCUAGUGGUGACCAUUUCAGAGGUGCAAUGAUGAUGAUGAUGAUCAUGAUGAUCUUGAUGCCACAUCAACAUUUGCGCUGACUUGCAGGCGCAGCUAAGUCUUAGACUUCUUGUGUCAUCAUCUAGUCUUACUAGCCCUGUUCUUCCAUCUUCUGCUUCUGCCCUUCCAAAUCGAGGAACCUCUCUUCUAAUAGUGUGGCUACCAUUAUUCGACGAUAAUCCGCCAUGUCCGUACAUUAUGGUGUGAAGGGGAUGUGACGAUGACCAAUAGUCUGUCAAUCGAAAGAUUUAUUCGAAGACUUGAAAUAAGCAAGUUACUGACUGAAGUAAGAGAGUCUACUUGACUACACUCUUCUUUUCAGUAGUUAUAUGAAACGAAAAAGUGUACUCAUCCUCAAGAAAGUGGGCACUUUCUAAGUAGGAAAAAGCCCUCUUUCCUUGAGUAAGAGUAUGAGUACACUUUUUUCUGUCAUAAGUAUGAGUACACUUUUUUCUGUCAUAAGUAUGAGUACACUUAUUUCAGUUUAUCGAAUACUAUGAAAGAGGAACUACAAGACAAAGAGCAGGGAGUCUUCGUUGCUAGGUCUGUCCGUGAAAUCGGAGGCAAAUGACAUAACAAGGGAAAAUCUCCACGUUUCGCCGCUCUAAGUAUGAAAUUUCCCAGGACUCGAAGAAUUAGGGCUUUGGGGAAUCCAUCGUCAGAAGCAUCUUGGGGCACCUCUCUAAGGGAAAAGCAGACAUAACAAGAUGACUCUCCGGAUGGAUUUUGAGAAGAUCUAAUCGAGACUGUACUUAAGGCAAGAACUGAGAAAGCUGCCAUCAAGGCUACAUUGCAUUCGCAUUAUCGCAACAUGAACAUACUCCGAGGCGCUUCUUGCAAAUACAUCCCUGACGGUACCUCGGGAGGUUUAACCUUCUUAGAUAAUUGAUCCUAUCCUAUCGAUCUUGACGCUGUAAUAAUCCUCCGUGCUUUAUUUUCUGAGAAGCGAUGAAUCUUCUACUAGUACAAUUGCUUCCCUCUUUGGUUGGCUUUUCCCUUUCCAGCGACGCUCAAAGAACAUGAGUCCUCCUUUAAUCUGCAAAGAUUUUCAUGGUGAGAAAUGUACACGAUUCUUGGUUCACGAUAUGCGGCAAUCCUUGUUAAGGCUGUACUACAACUAGAAGCAUUUCUUAGCUAGAAAUUGAAAUUUUUCAUCUUUGACUGCAGCUGCAAGAACCUUGAAACAAACGCUGUAGCAAGCUAAUUCAUCUUUGAGUGGGAGGUGACUGCAGCUGGUGCAUUGUUGAAAGUUGAAACACAGUAUGGGUGACUGCAGCUGCAUCACUGUACCCCAUGAAUGGACUAGAUGCUACUACAGGGAAAUAUAAUGCAGCCUUGUCUUGGGACCACACCAGCGACUUCGUAGAAAAAGACCUCCUCCGCUUCCUUGCACACUACCCCCAUAUUACUUGCUCAAGAAUCAGUAGUCAGUCGGUCAGUGAGUCAGUCAGUCAAUAAAUGAAUCAACGACCACGCAGCUGAAGGAGGGAGCAUGAUGCGGGUCGGAGAGCUCUAACCUUGUCCCGUGAUCCUGCAGCACCAGCUUAAGGUGGAACAGCUAUUAUAGUGAAUUGAUUACUAACUUAAUUAGUAACUACUUAAAAAUUAGUAAGUUAAUUAGUAGGAGUAGCUCGUUCUCUUCAUACUCAUACUCAGCGUUUCUUCUUGUUUGAUGUUUUUUAUCACGGAGCUUCUUCGGAAUACACUGUUGGAACACCUGCGUUCUAAUUAUUAAGCAGCUCUUUUCUGCAAAACAAAGAGAAAGCAAGCGGGGCCACAGAGGACUCAGAAGGCACUUCUCACAAGAACGGCCGGCAAUUGUCGUCAUUGUCAGCGUCGUCUCCUGUUAUUAAGCCCUAUCGAUGAUAGAGAUGGAAAAGAAGUCUUCAGACGAUCAUCUUGUAGAUGAGCGAGCAACACAAGUUCAAGUCGCGAGAACAAUAUAAAGCGUGCAUUUUUUUCCUGGUGAUGUACUCAUGUUUUUAUUUUUAGGUUCCUACGUACAACCACCUGGGCCAGCAUCUACUUAGCUACUUUAUUUCGAACAUCAUGAGUGACCACGACUAGUACCAAGUCCCCAGGUGACCAGGUGGACCACCAGCUCGUCGAGCUGUUCUUCUAAUGUUCGAAGAGGACAACAGCAGACUUUGGAUACUACUAGGCCA